AUGCCCGUCUCCCGUGAACCCACAGACCGCGACCCUCUGUCCGCCGCUCUCAGACCGCCCAUAGACGAGACCGAGGAGGAGAAGGCACACCGGCUAGCAGAUGAGGAGGCCGCUAAGCGCGUCAGUCUCGCCAUAGACGAAGCCAUUCGACUCGAGGACAAGCAGCGCAAGAAGCGAAAAAUUGUCAGGCUUCUCCUUCUCGGGCAAAGCGAAUCAGAAUUCCAGCGACUUUAUACCCCCAACGCGUUCCGGGAGGAGCGUGUCCUAUGGCGUGCGGUCAUCCAGUUGAACAUCGUGCGCUCAAUUCAUACUAUCCUGGACGCAUUGAGCGAUAUUCGGCGCCGGGACGUCUAUCCUUCUUCGAUAUACACGUCCGAGCCGGAUUCAGACUCGGAGUCUGAGCACCAAGUCUCGUUGCCCUACCACUUGGACGAUCUCCGACGGCGUCUCUACCCUCUUCGCCAUGUGGAGUCGCUUCUCAUCGCUAAACUGGUGCCCCCUAACGAGCACGAAGCCACCACCUUAGGCGUCGGUGGGAGCAAUAGUGUCAACGGCAACGUAUCAUAUUACGGCAGUGGCUACUCGCAGCCUUCGCACGCCUUCCACAAUCAAGAGGUCUUUGUGCGGCCUGGCGCGUCGUGGAAAUUACGAACAUCUGGCAGGCCACAAUCUGCGGGCACAACCGGCCAGGAAACGAUUGACGAAUCACAGACGGUACUACACCACUGUCGCGCGGAUAUCGGCACAUUGUGGGAGGAUCCUGUCACCCGACAGAUCCUACGACGCCGAAAGAUCAGACUAGAAGAAAGUCCUGGCUUCUAUCUCAACGACCUGGACCGCGUUACCUCCUUGUCAUAUUUCCCCUCUGAUGACGAUGUGCUCAGAGCGCGUUUGAAGACCGUGGGGGUAUCUGAGUACAGCUUCCACAUGGAGGCAGGCCCAGAGUCUGGCACGGAAUGGCGUAUCAUCGACGUGGGCGGAUCAAGGUCACAGGUCAGGACGCGGCCCACCUGGGUACCCUUCUUUGACGAUGCGAUCAUCUUCCUGGCGCCGAUCUCUGCAUUCGAUCAAACCCUGGUGGAGGACCGGAGUAUCAACCGGCUGGAGGACAGCGUACUCCUUUGGAAAGAGGUCUGCUCUAAUAAGCUCCUGGCCAAAGUCGACCUGGUCCUCUUCCUGAACAAAUGCGACAUCCUCACGUCCAAACUCCAGUCCGGGGUCCGGCUAGCGAAGUAUGUGCGUAGCUUUGCCGAUCGGCCGAACGAGCCGGAGGUCGUGGAGAAGUAUUUCAAGAGCAAAUUUAGUGCCAUUCACCGGGAACACUCCCCUAUUCCGCGCAAAUUCUACGGGUUUUGUACGUCUGUAACAGACACUACCACUACCGGAGGCAUCAUCGCCAGUGUGAAGGAUAUGGUCAUCCGAGAACACCUGCGCGCCUCAAAACUGCUUUGA
Messenger RNA from Trametes versicolor FP-101664 SS1, 1452 nucleotides. RefSeq names its product G-alpha-domain-containing protein. The record is from RefSeq and is a predicted model, not a curated record. Gene Ontology annotation, molecular function: GTPase activity; G protein-coupled receptor binding; guanyl nucleotide binding. Gene Ontology annotation, cellular component: heterotrimeric G-protein complex. The transcript has 11 exons. Gene Ontology annotation, biological process: adenylate cyclase-activating G protein-coupled receptor signaling pathway. The coding region runs from base 1 to 1452 and encodes 483 amino acids. Lineage: Eukaryota; Fungi; Basidiomycota; Agaricomycetes; Polyporales; Polyporaceae.